Fukomys damarensis (Damara mole-rat) is the source of this 1311-nucleotide messenger RNA. RefSeq names its product chromosome unknown C4orf33 homolog (gene CUNH4orf33). The transcript has 6 exons. The record is from RefSeq and is a predicted model, not a curated record. The coding region runs from base 227 to 826 and encodes 199 amino acids. Lineage: Eukaryota; Metazoa; Chordata; Mammalia; Rodentia; Bathyergidae.
GAGUCCGCUGGACAGCGCGCUGAGCCACAGGCUGCGCGCGGCGGGCGCCCCGGCUGCACAGUGCCUACUUUCAGGUGGUGCGCGCCAGCGUCCUUUUUUCUUUUUAACCUCCUUCCCAACGCCAAUGUAACCCGAGUAGAGCGUUAGGUAAAAAUCCUUUCGUACCUUUGUUUGCUAAUAUACUCAGCAUUUCUGAACUAGGAGAGCUCGCUGGCCAAAGCAUUAGAUGGAUUUUAGAGUUGAACACACUUGGGAUGGUUUUCCAGUGAAGCAUGAGCCAGUGCUUGUCAGGCUGAAUCCAGGUGACGGAGGAGUGAUGAUGGAAGUCCGUGCUCCAUUUUUUAAUGAUCCCCCUGCCCCACUUGGAGAACCAGGAAGGCCUUUCGAUGAACUGUGGGAUUAUGAAGUUGUGGAAACAUUUUUCUUGAAUGAUGUAACUGAGCAGUAUUUAGAAGUUGAACUUUGUCCCCAUGGACAACAUUUAGUGCUUUUACUCUGUGGAAGAAGAAAUGUGUGGAAACAAGAACUUGAUUUGUCAUUCAAAGCAUCCAAAGACGACACAAAAUGGGAAGGCAAAGCUUAUCUUCCAUGGAAUUAUUUUCCACCAAAUGUGACAAAGUUCAAUUCAUAUGCAAUUCAUGGAUCAAAAGGUAAAAGAAGUUAUGAAGCCCUCUACCCUGUACCACAGCAUGAACUGCAACAAGGACAAAAACCUGAUUUCCAUCGUCUAGAAUAUUUCAAGCCAUUCAGCUUUAACACGCUGCUUGGAGAAGAAUGGAAACAACCAGAAUCAGAUCUGUGGCAAAUAGAGAAAUCUGAUUUAUAGGAAUAUAAUGGAUAACAAUAUAAAUAAUUUUUUGUGUACCUUUUAAGGUAAACCAGUAAUUGUAAUCUCUUGUAAGACACAUAUCAACAGCAAAUAUCUUCAUAGAGUCACAGAAAAUUCAGUGGGUAUCUCUGUAGCAAAUUGUGUGAUUAACAAGAAGAUAGAAAGUAAAGUUAUAAUUUUUCUCAGGAUCAUUAGUCUAGGAGCCAUGGUGUCAGUGGUAAUACUUUCUGCCUUGUGUUACCAUCAACCCAAAUAUCCCUUCUUCUGUCACCAAAAUCAUUACUUGCCUCCAUACUUCCUUAAAGUGCACCUGCCGGAGACUUGGAAAUCUUAUAUUCACAGUUUUAAACUCCUUGUAAUAUCCAAUGAUUUAUUUUACCAUGAAUUUUCUGUCCUCUCAUAAUUAGCCGAAAAAUGUGACCUAUUUUAGUUGAAUAGGAGAUCCAUAUAUGUUAAAACAAUGUUAAGAUACAUAUAAUAUU